AUGUCUUCAAAAGUAUCUAAAAAGAAGCUGAAAUCCUUAGAGUACAGAUCAAAAAAGUUUUCCAAGAAAUCGAAGACACUAGAAGAUCAUGAAAAAGAGGUCCAAGAUCGAGCUCUUGCGCAAGAGCAAAAAUUGAACAAGAAAGUCGAAGAUGAAGAAGCACCUAAAGAGUCCUCCAAACCCGAGACGAGUGAAAAGGAUAAAAAAGGAAAGAAACGAUCAUUAGAAAAGGAAACAGAGCCAACAAAAGAAACCCCCAAAAAACAAAAAUCUGACAAGAAGGAGAAGCGGGUUAUUUUGUUUGUUGGAAAUCUGCCCAAAGACUCGGAUGUAGAAACGUUACAAGAACAUUUUAAACGAGCUGGUCAGAUGCCUCGUGUACGAAUUCCUACAGAGAAAGGAACAGGUCGACAGCGGGGAUAUGCAUUUGUAGAGUAUAUUAAUCCCCAUUACGAAGUCGCAUCCAAAGCCCUGAAGUUUCACCACACAAUGUAUAAAAAUCGAAAGAUUAACAUUGAAUUGACUGCUGGAGGCGGAGGAAAGAAUGAGUCACGGAUGAAUAAAAUUAAGGAGAAAAAUAAAAAAUGGACUGAAGAACGCAGGGAACGUGUUGCCAAUGAAGAAAAGAAGGCAAAGGAAGCUAGAGGAUCAAAAGAUGCUAUCGUUCAAGAAGGUGUGCAGUCCGGUAUUCAUCCUGAUCGUUUACACAUGUUAAAGUAA
Schizosaccharomyces octosporus yFS286 is the source of this 720-nucleotide messenger RNA. Its product is annotated as RNA-binding protein. Lineage: Eukaryota; Fungi; Ascomycota; Schizosaccharomycetes; Schizosaccharomycetales; Schizosaccharomycetaceae. Gene Ontology annotation, molecular function: RNA binding. The coding region runs from base 1 to 720 and encodes 239 amino acids. The record is from RefSeq and is a predicted model, not a curated record. The transcript has a single exon.